CUUAUGCUGCCAGGAAUGCAAAGCCAUACUCGCCUCUAAACCUGGCUGAUCAACUUAACACAAUUUGGCCAACACUUUUCAAUAAAUAUUGUCGUCAUGACAGUAAAAUUGAUACCUGACGAAAAUUUGAAGCAUAGCAAAGCCGAUUGGCGCCUAUGUUUAGCGGAUUUUGUACGUGACUCUAAUGAGACCGUUUCCGAGUUGGAUAUAAGUACGAAGUUGAAGCUCGAGUUGUACCCGUCAAUCCUGGAUUUGUGCAAAUUGGCUAAAAUUACCUACUCCAGUUUAGACCAUGGCGAGAAGGAGAUUAUAACAACCUUGCCCGAGUACAGAAUUAUCUGCCAGGCUGCAAAUGAACCUUUUCAUGCAUGGGCCUUCUGGCGUGAAAUAAGUACCUCCCCGUCGCGACACCGCCAGCUCAUUAUUGCAUUUCAAGGUACUAACUCAGCCGCUGACUGGGUUCACGCUAAUCUUCAAGGAAUUGCGAAAAACCAAAUUACACCCCAACUAAACUCGGCGUGUACUUUUGCCCUACAAAUUUUGGAAACGGUACAGGAAAAUCUGGACGCAACUUCGGACCCACUGCAGAUCAUCAUCACUGGACACUCACUUGGCGGUUGGUUAGCCCAAGUUGCAACAUUUGCUGUGAAAUACUUAGCACUUGCAAAGGAGGGGAAUGAAUUUAUACGUCGUGCCGAAACAGAUUUAUGGCACCCCCACUGCGUCGUAUUUGACAGUCCUGGUGCCGGUUUAAUCCUUAAUUAUCUUAAUUCGUAUUCUGAACUGAGAGAAAGUCACGAUUCCCACACCGUCACAUUGGACAUUUGCAAUUACGUAAUCUUACCAAAUGCUGUCAACGUUAUCAACCCUCCAUUUGGUGAUAUGGUGCAGCUUGUCGCGCCAGAUAGUAUUCCAGCAUUUGGACCAAUUUCGAGUGGGGGCAUGAAAAAAUAUUCACACACUUUGAAGCACACAUUUAAGUUUCAUGAUAUUGAAGUAUUCAAAACUGCCUUAGAAAGCAGUAUUUUCACUCUUUAUAGCGUAGUAAAUUGGCCAAUGGCCGUGUUUGAGGGAUGGAACACUUAUGCAGAUAAGGACAAAGGAUUUGCUAAAGCGCUCAUAAAGGCAGCAAGGUUUGGGUGGAAGGCUGGAGAGGCUAUGGAUGAUUUUUUUAGUUGGCUAUCGAGUCCAAGAGAUUAUAAGACUUUCAAGGUUCUGAAAUUAGAAGGCGAGGAAACUAAUGUAGCUGCGACACGAUUGAGUGGGAUAGAAAGCACAAAUUUGGAGAAGUUGAGAGAGAUUUUUUUAUGGAAGGAACACAUAGGUCAUGAUAACAUGCAAGUUAUCGAUUCCAGUACUGAGUCACAUGUCAUUUUGGGCCUAGAUUACAAAUGUAAAGUAGAAAACGGCAGGAUAAAUUUUGAAACUAAGGGAAAGUAUACGGUGUUCAAAAACUGUUGCACGUUUAACGUGCUCAAGGACUUGUCUAGUAAGAUUGAGCAUUUGCCAGAUUAUGAUUUAACCAAUAUCUUACUUAAAAGUGAGAUGUAUUGUGAUGAAAUGCUUUCCAAGUAUUCGAGCGUAAAGUUCAGUGGAAAUUCCAGUCACGGAAUUUACACCGAAAAUGAUCAGGGUUCCUUUAAAUUUGUAAGAUCAAGCGACAAAGACUGGCUGAAGUUAGUUUUGCUAGAAUACGCAUUUCUGAAAAGAUCAAAGUCACAAAAUGAGACACUAAUUCUGAAACAUGACCAAGGGUCAAAAAUCUAUGAUAGAAAUAGUAUGAUAGGCAAGUAUGGAAUUAAGUUAGUAAUUAUUGACUCCAUUGAUGAGAUUAACGAAAUAACAUACGAUACAAUUAAGGAAAUGUCAUGCAUCCCUGGCAUCAACUAUGUUUGGCUGCAACAGUCCAUACUACCCACCCCUGCCGAAAAUUUUACCGAAAAACUUGUGGUUGACAAUGAAUUAAUGGGAAGCAUAUUAGAAAGCGAAAUAAUAUUACUAGGGCAGUCACAUUUACUGAAGGAUAUUUUUACGAAUAAGGUUCAGAGGCAGGAGUUGAAAACUUUCUUAGAAUCAUCUCCAUCUUCGUUGCUAGCCAUUCUGCAAGGCAAUGCAGAAAUAGGCCACGCCCUAAAGACCGCAUAUGACCUGGAAAACACUUAUUUUAACAUUGCUCGUAAAAUGAGUGGCACUGAACUGAGAGAUUAUUAUUCAAAAAAGUUCGACAAGUUUAAAACAAUUGUUGUUUUUCAAUGUGACUGUGAACAUUUUAAAGCUCGUACGGAAGUCUAUAAACAUCUCGGUUCGGCACUUACAGUAGAGAUACACAUUUUACCACGGGACACGACAAAUCCUUUUAAAGAGUUCCAAAAUAUCUGUAAGGCCAACCAUGACUGCAUUGUGGACUCUGUCAGCUAUAGUAGCGGUAUAAAUUUGAGCCACCCGUUCGAGCUGAUGUAUCAGUAUACUCCAGAAUUCUACACAAAGAGGAAAAUUAGAAAGCCAGGCAUAAAAUCUGGCGUAGUGUGUAGUUAUUUAAAGUUUGAGAAAGGUAUUGAAUCUUUUUAUUUAGGGCGUGGCGAGCAAAAAUUUGAUAUAGAGAUAUCAGAAAAUGAUUGCACAGAUAAUAAGAAUUCUAAUAUCGCUACUGAAAUUGUGAAGAAAUUUGAAGAUAUUAGUUGCAAUAUGUAUAAAUCUGCACAUUUUAACAUUGAUCCGGAGGGAGAUGGACACAUGUGUACUUUAAAACAAAGUUCCGAAAAAGUUUCACAAAAGCCCGAUCCCAACUCCGAUUUAAACCCAUGCAUCAAAUUUAAUUACACCCCUUUACCCGAAGAGGGCAUAUCCUUUAUUGGCGAUGGCCCUUUAAUUAUUUCUGACGAACCUGGCAUGGGAAAGUCGACCACAGUCGUCCAAUUGGCUAAUAGAAUUUUAAGUGAGAGUGUUUCAAGCUCCAAUGCUCUGUUCAAUUAUUUAAUUAUAAUUGAUUUAAAAUCGCUGCAAAAUCUUAACUUGAUUGACGUCAGUCAAAACGAUAAUUCCUUUAUAACCGGGUUUUCCCACUGUAUUUCUGGCAAUCAAAAAUUUAACGAAUUAUCCAAAUAUGUCCUUUUGCAUCUCAUGCUCAACAAAACGGAAAGAAGAGAACUUAUAAUUCUAGCUGACGGCUUUGACGAAAUGACAUAUGAAAACAAAAAAUUAUGGACAAACAUCCUACGAAAAGUUAAAAGAUUGUCGCACAUUCAAAUAAUUAUUACGACUCGUCCACACGAUAGGGAAAACUUGGAAGGCGUCCUCGGUGCUUUAUCCCACUCAUUUGUCCCAUUGCUUAAUGAAGAAAGAACUCAGCUCCUCGUAAAUUUGUGGGCCGCUGCGCUAAGAGUUGAGGAAGGUUUGGAACUCGACCAUUUAACGAAAUUUGCGACUGAGGUGAUCACCGAAGCGCAUCAGAAUCUGGUUAAAGACAGGGAAGCAUUUCUCGGAGUUCCACUCCAACUAAAAAUGCUAUCGGAAGGGUUUUUGACUAAUGCGAUGGAGUAUGUCAACACUGGGGGAGAAAAAGGCGGAAUAACACAAAUAAAGGGAGAAAUAACACUGGCAUAUAUUUAUCAGAGGUUUAUUGAUCGUAAAUAUGAGAUUUACAUGACACAAAAACUUGGAAUCCCAGGCUGCGUGAACCCAGCAAUAUUUCAGGAAUGUUUUGACGAGUAUUUUUAUAAGUUUGCGGGAGAUGUGAUGGGCGAUAGAAGGCCUUAUGAAGAAUUAGUCUUGCUCGCUUGUGGACAGAAAUUAUUAUCUCCUAAGAAGCUAAUUACCGACCAGGUCUUUCGAGUUGGCAUUGCGUAUGAGGAGAAUGAAGGGAAAACUCCUACAUUCAUACACCGUACUUUUGCAGAAUUUUACGUGGCAAAGUUCAUCGCGAGCCAAGUUGAGACAAUUUGUUACAGUGAGAAGGAUAAUAGCGAGAAGUUAAAGGUACUUAGAAGUGUGCUUAUUGAUUUCGAUCACGGCGCUUGCAAGAUGGUCUGGGUAUUCCUCAAUGAUAUAAUGAAAGACCUUCGUGUUAGAGGCAUGGGAUAUGACAAUUUUAAGGGUAAUAUUGAGAAUAUUGAUUUCUUUCUAAAGGAAUCUGCUAAUUUUUUUAACUUUCUCCCAGACUAUUGGGAGCUCUUGAUGAAUACAUGUAUUAUGCGCGCUGGUAAAUUUGAACGCUUUUCCCGUUUUUACAUCAUUACGCUUGGAUGUAUUUAUGGGACGUCUAGCUCAGAAGUUACUGGUGUAUUUCUUCUCCUGCGUAGGAUUCUUAUGCUUGAUCCCGAACUUCAAUUUAGAGAUGUAAAAUUUGUAAGGGUACGCUGGAGUUCCUGGGAAACUGUCAAAUUGCUUUCCAUUAAUGACCUAAUUGAACAAUUUGAUAAACAAGUAAAGGAUCCCAACGCCUUGAAGGAAUCAAUCCUGAAGGAUCCAUUGGCAUAUGUAAUUUUAACGGAUCACAAUAGGGAUGAAGUUCUAACGUGUUUGGAAGACUAUGUUCGUCGAAAUACAUUAUCGCGUGAGGAUCUGAGGAAGAAAAUUCCACAUUAUGACAAAGUCACCAUUAAACUGACUUUAGGGCUUAUAGUUGAAAUAGGUCUUGAUUCCAGUUUAGUUAACAUAAUUGAACAGAGAUCAAGAGUAGUUUUUUCUCCAUCGGAGAAGGAGGCAAUGUAUAUAAAAUGUUAUGAAACACGAAUCCUAGAUAUAAAUAAAUUGCUACUUGAGAACCUUAAGGGCCACUCAAAAUUGGUAAAAUUUAAAACUACGACUGAUUAAGUAAUCUAACGGUAUUUUUAGUUAUAUUAUUUUCUGAUUGUGUGCGCUGUUUAUGUACUUAAAUCAUUAUGUAAAUGUUGCGAUAAAAAGUGUAAGAUCAAGAUACUCUUUGAUAGAUUUAUAUUUAACUGUUAACGUAUGUAUUGUGCUAAUGUAAACGAAUAAAUCCCCCAUUACGAAUGUUACUUAUGCGAAAAUAAGUAUAUAAUUUUAUAAAAAUAGUGGCGGGUCUAAUGUGAUGGGACAUUUUCAUAUUAUUCAUUCAAAGUCUUCAGUAACUUUACAUGGACACAAUUCAUGACGCAAAUACAUAACAAAGAGAUUUGGUUGUGAAUUAACAGAAUCGGGCCAGCAUGCACAUUCGUUCUCAUAAUCUUCAAAUACUGAGUUUACAUAAUCCGUAAUCUAGUAAUUCUAAAAGAAAUUGAAAAUUGUUUAAUAAUCCACAAUCUAGUAUUUCGAUAAAAAAUUAUUUUUUUAACAAUUUGUAAUCCGUAAUUCAUACUGGUCACAAAGUAACCAGUAAUUUGAAAUCUACAAUUUCUAGAUUUUCCAAUGUAAUCUUAUUACGAGCUACAUUAACAGAUUACUUUGUUGUUGAGUUGUACAUAUUUUCAGAAAUAAUAUACUCAAACUACAUAUAUUU
Molecule: messenger RNA, 5458 nt
Organism: Folsomia candida
Lineage: Eukaryota; Metazoa; Arthropoda; Collembola; Entomobryomorpha; Isotomidae
Exons: 3
Coding region: 97-4812 (1571 amino acids)
Biological process (GO): lipid metabolic process
Source: RefSeq, a predicted model, not a curated record